AUGUCACCUGUUAUUUGCAGCAACUAUUGCAGUGCUUUUAUUGUUGACUUUCACCGGAGUUGUUCUGGCUGUUCCUAUAAACUCUGCCUUACUUGUUGCAAAGAAUUAAGGAAAGGCAACUUGCAAGCAGAUGCAUCCGAGGUGAGGAUGCAAAAUAUUGACAAUAGACCGGGUUAUUUGCUUGGUAAAGCUUGUAGCAUAACUUCAGCCAAGAAUGGAACUUGCGCUGGAAUGACUGAAGUUAGAACAAGGGAUCAAACUGAGGUGGCAAUGGAAUCUAAAUGGAAACCCAUGGAAAAUGGUGUGAUUCCUUGCCCACCCAAAGAUAUGGAAGGCUGUAGUGAAGGAACCUUAACUUUGAGGUGUCUAUUUUCUGAGAAUUGGAUAUCAGAAUUGUUACGGAAAGCUAAGGAAAUAGCUCAAAAAUGUAACUUGCAUAUUGAUUCAGAACUGCACCACUCAUGUUCAAAAUCCAAGGGUGAAAGUAGUACUUCCGGUGGCAAGUUACGUAAGGCAUCUGCUCGGGAAAAUUCUGGUGAUAACUACGUAUUCUGUCCAGCAGCUGUGGAUACUCAGCGUCCAAAUUCGAGGCAUUUCCAGCUCUCUUUAUCUAAAGGGGAACCAGUUGUUGUAACUGACGUUCACGAUAAAGCAUUGCGAUUGAGCUGGGAACCUACAAUAAUGUGGAGUGCUUGUCGACAAACCAUGAAGGCUGCUGAUGUUUUAAAUUGCUCAAAUUGGUGUAAGCACGUACUCGGCCUUUAUAAGGGAGAAAUUUGUCAUGGUUUUCCUAAGGAGCUUGGACGUGGAGACUCAGUCACCAAACUACACUGUGCUCUGACUGAUAUGGUCAAUGUAUUGAUGCACACUCAAGCAGUGAUCCCAACGGUUCAACAGCUCUUGGCCAUAGAGAAGUUGAGACAGAUUCACAAAGCGCAGGAUCAGAGAGAAUUUGCAGCUGAUGCUAACAGGAUGCAUGAGAGGAUUAAGGCUAACCUGCCUAAUGAAAAUGGAAAAUCUGUUCUGAAAGGGUUGAACUUUUCUAAGGAGAAGCAGAACUGUGUUAAUAAGAAGUAUCGCCAGCAAAGUGUAAAAGCUGAUUGUAAAACAAAUAAAGACGGAGAAGAUAGUACUUCUCUUUUUGGGCAGGAUAAGCCUGAAGGAUUUGAAGAAACAGAUGGUGGUGCUCUAUGGGAUGUUUUUAGGAGGCAAGAUGUUCCUAAAUUGGAGGAAUAUCUCAGGAAGUACUUCAAGGAAUUUAGGCACAUACAUGGCUCACCGUUUCCACAGGUUGUUCAUCCCAUUUUGGAUAAGACUUUCUACUUGAGCACUGAGCAUAAAAGGAGGCUAAAGGCAGAAUAUGGCAUUGAACCAUGGACUUUUGUACAAAAAUUAGGUGAAGCUGUUUUUGUUCCUGCCGGAUGCCCUCAUCAAGUUAGAAAUUUAAAGUCCUGUAUCAACGUCGCUCUUGAUUUCAUUUCUGCUGAAAAUGUGAAUGAGUGCCUCCGUUUGACCGAGGAGCUCCGCAAGCUUCCCAGAAAUCAUGGUUCUAGGAAGGACAAGUUGGGGGUAAAGAAAAUUAUUAUUCAUACAAUGAGCCGAGUAGUGAAUCAACUGGAGAAGACACUAUUGAACUCUGAAGCAGGCAUCCGUACAGAAUUAUGCUUAUCAAGUUCGAUAAGCAAUAGUAUAAAUGUUAUGCCAGGACCAAGUAUGGCAAAAUCUUUCUCUGUUUCGGAAGAUCCAUCCAGUCGCAUGACAGCCAACAGAGAAGAAUAUGUUGCCCCAAGUGAGGAUGAGGAACCAAGAACUGCUGAAGUUAUUCUACAUUCUCCACUUCCAGUUCUUCCAGCAAACAAGGCUCAAGAAAGCACAUCGGUUCCUAUUCAAGAGUUGAAGCAGCUCAUCAAUAUAGAGGACGUUGAAUCAACUUUCCACACGGUUCAGUCAUUCUUGAAGUCUUUACCAGAGCAGUAUCCCAGCCAACAAUCAGGCCUCCAGAGCAGUAGUUCUUCUUCAGCCCAAACACUUGCAAAGUUGAUAUUUGAAUGCUCCAUCAGACUACCUUUGGAAGCAUUGACUCAUGAUCCGACAAAUGAAAAGGAAAUGCAUGGUGCAAUUGCUGCUUUGGUUGAAAAUUCCUCAUCGUUGUUUAGCGAUGAACAAGCCAAGCAAUUGUUAAAACUCAAGUAUGAGCUCCCUGUCAUGGUUAAGAAAUGGAGGGACUUGGAACAAUCUGAAUCAAGUUACCAGGAAUUCUUGACCAACUUCGAAGAGGACAGGAAAAAAUUGGAUAUUUGGAUUAGAUCAGAAGAAAGGUUGAAGGCGGAGUAUAAUAAAAAGGAGGAACAAGCUCGAGAGUUGGAAGCAUUACUUCAAGAUAUAAGGACCAGGCAGAAAGAAAUCAUGGACGAACGACAAGAAGGGUCUCGAGAAGCUCAAAAACUCAUGUUGUUAGCUCAAGAAAAAGCUGGAAAGAUAGAAAGCACUACCAAUGAAUUGGCAACAACAAAAAUGCAGAUAGAUGGCUUGAGAAAAAAUUGGUCCAACUUUCAGUCUUCAUUCCCCUAGUUGUUACUUUCAGCUCUCUCCUUCUGUUGUCGCAAACUACAACUGUUUUAACUUUCUUGACUUUAUGGUUCGUGGGACUAGAUACAUUUUGGAAGGUAGAGUUAUAGUUCAUCUGUAUGUAUAAAUUGUUGGUCUUCCAGCCAACCAAAAGGUAAAUAUUCCUCCGUCCUUAAUCGGAUGUCUCGGAUUCAAGCCCCUGUUGAGUCUUUGUUAGGGACACUUUACCCCCUAAUGUGGAACUUUCCAGUGUGGAUAUGAAUUAGUCGAGGCCAAAGCGAGUACUCAACACUCCGU
Molecule: messenger RNA, 2865 nt
Organism: Solanum dulcamara
Lineage: Eukaryota; Viridiplantae; Streptophyta; Magnoliopsida; Solanales; Solanaceae
Product: lysine-specific demethylase JMJ26-like
Exons: 10
Coding region: 1-2571 (856 amino acids)
Biological process (GO): regulation of transcription by RNA polymerase II
Cellular component (GO): histone deacetylase complex; chromatin
Molecular function (GO): histone H3K9 demethylase activity; transcription coregulator activity; chromatin DNA binding
Source: RefSeq, a predicted model, not a curated record